AUGGAUUUGUCGAAACUCUCGAGUGACUUGCCGGCAACAACAAGCAUAGAGAGUGUUUCACUCCCAAGUCUAAACGCAAAGCUCACAGACCACUUCAAGGAUGCUGCCAAGUCAGUCACGUCUUUGUACAACUCCACAGCGAAGAAAGAUGUACCGGAACCGGCUAGUCUAAGAAGAGAAACACAAGACAGUGGCGAUGCAAAGAAGGCUUUUUCAGACGCUGCUAGAGCGGUUGCAACGCUAUAUAGAGCCGGCACAGAGACGAACGUGCUUCUGAUGCACAAAGGCUACCUAGAUUCAUUGGAUGAUCUCACGCAGAUCAUAGCGAGAGGUGAAGAUAUCGAGAACUGGGUGCUCACCAGAAGAGCAGAGUUGGUGAAUUAUUACAACCAAAUGGAGUCCACAAAGGAGCCUCCUAUGACACCUGCGACACCUGCCGCGCCUGAACAGCCAGUCCAGGAAUCAACGGAGAGUUCGGAGCAUGAUCAUGACUCGCUCCCGACCUCUUUGAUUUUUGGUGAAGAUGGCCACCCUGAUAGUGCCUUCAAUAUGCCACUGGACUUGGCAACUGACAUGCGCUUCCGCCCUAGCUUUCCUCCUCUCUCAAUGACAUACAAGAGACGCAAAGGACGUAAGGAUGGCUCUAGAAGAAAAGUCGUAGGUAUGAUACCUGACUCCGCGGGCUCCUCGGAAGAUAGCGAAGGCGAAUAUCUCGAUUGCGCGGACCAGAAACGCAGAGCCCGAUCCAAUAACUCUGAUGCCACCAAACGCAGAAAAAGGGACUCUCUUUAA
This is a messenger RNA of Australozyma saopauloensis, 792 nucleotides long. RefSeq lists its product as uncharacterized. The transcript has a single exon. The coding region runs from base 1 to 792 and encodes 263 amino acids. Lineage: Eukaryota; Fungi; Ascomycota; Pichiomycetes; Serinales; Metschnikowiaceae. The record is from RefSeq and is a predicted model, not a curated record.